AUGGCUCCAUCCCUCGUUUCCCUGGGUACUGCCGCCCUAGCCCUGGUCGGCAACGCUGCCGCUACCAAGUGGUAUAUCGAAGACACCUACGACUCGACCAACUUCUUCGACAAGUUCAACUUCUUCACCGAUGACUCGCCUAAUCAGGGAUUUGUCAACUUUCUGAGCAAACAGCAGGCUAUCAAUGCCGGCAUCGCCAAGAUUGACAAGGGUGAAGUUCUCCUCGGAGUUGACAGCAAAAAUGUUGUCAAGGCUGGUGCCCGUGGUCGUGACAGUAUCAGGAUCGAGUCCAAGGCUCAGCUGAACAAAGGGCUCAUUAUUGCUCGUUUCACACACUUGCCCGAGAACAAAUGUGGUACUUGGCCCGCUUUCUGGACCGUCGGUAAUGUUUGGCCAACGGACGGCGAGGUUGACAUGCUCGAAGGCUGGAACACCAACUCUUUCAACAAGCCUGCUUUCCACAUGAACAAGGUGAGCCAGUUUGGCAGCUGCACGAUUUCGAAUGUUGGUCAGAGUGCCACUGUUGCCACCUCGAACUGCGACAACGAUUAUUCCAACCCCCCUAUUCAGUGGAAUAAUCAGGGAUGUGUUGGCAAUGACGUUAAGGGCCCCUGGGCUAGCGCAGACGGUGGUGUUUACGCCAUGGAGUGGACUAGUGAGUUCAUCAAGGUUUAUACAUGGCACUGGAAGGAUGUUCCCGCAAACAUUGGCUCUGAUUCUCCUGAUUCUUCUACCUGGGGACUUCCCACCAUCCAGGUGCAGAAGUCUCUCUGCAAUGUCGAUAAGGUCUUUAAGGACCAGCGUAUCAUCUUGAACAUUGACCUUUGCGGAAACCCUGUUGACAGAGUGGGAACUUGGGACCAGUGUGGCAUCGCCACUGGCAGCACUUGCAAGGACUACGUUACCAAGAACCCGUCUGCUUUUGCGAACGUCUUCUUCAAGGUCAAGGAUAUCCGUAUCUUCAGCCAGAACGCUCCCAAGACUACCACGAAGUCCACCACUUCCACGACGAAGACGACGUCUUCCACCUCCACCAAGCCGACUACCACCACGACUACGUCCAGCACCAAGACGACGUCUUCUACCACGUCCACCAAGCCUACUAGCACCUCCACGACUGCAUCAAGCACCAAGACCACGUCUUCUACCACCUCUACCAAGCCUACUAGCACCACCACUUCCACCACUUCGACCGCUUCAAGCACCAAGACGAGCACUUCCACCACGUCUACCAAGGCAACCAGCACCACUUCCAGCACGAAGACUACGUCCUCCACCUCGACCAAGCCAACAACCACCACGACGGUUGAGUCCAAGACGACCACGUCUGCCACCACGUCUUCCAAGCCUGCUACCACCACCACCACGUCUGGUGUGAAGACGACCACUACAACUACUUCAGAAAUCAAGACCACCAGCAGCAGCAAGGCUACCGAGACAACCACGAGCACUACCUCCAAGACUGGCGGUGUCACUACCUCGAGCACCUCCAAGGCUACUGACACCACGAGCAGCACGACUUCCAAGGCUUCCGUGUCUACCGACUCAACGACUUCUACCACCAAGGCCCCGAUCACCACUACCCCAACGUCGCUGGCCAGCUCGUCAACCAAGUGGUCCAACUCCACCAUCACCUCCUCCGUUGAGAUGACGACCUCCACUGUAUACACCACUGCCACUCACACCAUCACCAGCUGCAAGCCAACCAUCACCAACUGCCCCAUUGGCAAGGUCACCACCGUGACCAUCCCUCUGUAUACCACGGUCUGCCCUGUCUCUGCCGUCAAGACCACCCCAGCCGGCCCUAAGCCCACCAAGACCCCUGGCCACGGAGGCAAUGGUUCUGACAAGACCAUCACCACCAAGGUGACCAAGACCUACACCAUCACUAGCUGUGCGCCUACCGUCACCAACUGCCCCGUUGGCCAGGUCACAACCGAAGUCGUCACCACCACCUACUGCCCCGGCGAGGAGACCCAGGUUCCCACUGGUCCCAAGGGCGGCUUCACCACCCAGUCGCCCUUCCAUCCUUCCAAGACCAUCAUCUACAACACCGAGACUGUUGUUCCUAAGCCCACUCAGCCCGGCGGCUGGAACAACGGCACCUCCAACGCAACCACCAUUGCCCAGCCCCGACCUACUGGCUCCCAGGUCGUCUGCGUCGGUGACUCCUGCAACGUCGAGACCAGCAGCCCUACCCCUACCCCAGGUAACCAGGGCUGCACUGGUCCCAACUGCCCGCCUACUGUUGUCAGUGGUGCUGCCAAGCAGAGCCUGAGCGCUCUCGUCGUCCUCGGCGCCGUUGCCGCUAUGAUGCUGUAA
Molecule: messenger RNA, 2322 nt
Organism: Pochonia chlamydosporia 170
Lineage: Eukaryota; Fungi; Ascomycota; Sordariomycetes; Hypocreales; Clavicipitaceae
Product: beta-1,3-endoglucanase
Exons: 3
Coding region: 1-2322 (773 amino acids)
Biological process (GO): glucan catabolic process
Molecular function (GO): hydrolase activity, hydrolyzing O-glycosyl compounds
Source: RefSeq, a predicted model, not a curated record